Messenger RNA from Hypomesus transpacificus, 709 nucleotides. RefSeq names its product myosin-9-like. Bases 1 to 651 code for a protein of 216 amino acids. The record is from RefSeq and is a predicted model, not a curated record. NCBI's taxonomy places the organism in Eukaryota, Metazoa, Chordata, Actinopteri, Osmeriformes, Osmeridae. The transcript has 2 exons.
AUGACCAGGGCGAAUAUCAUCACGCUGGAGAGGAACCUUCGUGCAGAAAUUGCAGAGAAGGAUGGGAAGAUCCUCGUCCUGUCCAGUGAGAAGAAGGAGGCCCUCCAAGUGUCGCAGAAGGCAGAACAGGACCUGGAGGCUUUUAAAGCCAAUCUCAUGAAGAUGGCCGGUGUCAUGACCAGACUGCAAGUCAACUUGAGGGAGAAGGACAAGCGCUGCCAUAAUCUGGAGAAGGCCCUGGACGAAGUUCAGGAUGAAUCCCGUCACAUCAGAAAGGAGCUGAUUGAUAAAUGUGCAGAGAUGGAGGCUCGAGAGAAACAAGCUGCAGACACAGCUGUGGAGCUGCUGUCUCUGCAGAAAGUGGCUGACCAAUCAGCAGCAGACCUGAAGGCGCUGCAGAAAGUGGCUGACCAAUCAGCAGCAGACCUGAAGGGUCGGCAGAAACAGGCUGAGCAAUCAGCAGUAGACCUGGAGGCUCUGCAGAAAAAGUCUGAGCAAUCAGCAGCAGACCUGGAGGAGGCUCUGCAGAAGCUGGCUGAAACAAGGUGCCAGUCACAGGAGACCCAAACCGAGAAAUGUUUGGGCAAAAAGAAAAAGAAGGGUGGCUGCUUUGGCCGCAUGAUGUUCUGGAGAAAAUCCCAGCAUGCAUAGGGGGAUGUUAACACCUUCAUCCACCACCCUCGCCUCCUCCCUCCCUACAACCUUCCUC